This is a messenger RNA of Syzygium oleosum, 1026 nucleotides long. RefSeq names its product probable glucan endo-1,3-beta-glucosidase BG4. NCBI's taxonomy places the organism in Eukaryota, Viridiplantae, Streptophyta, Magnoliopsida, Myrtales, Myrtaceae. Gene Ontology annotation, biological process: carbohydrate metabolic process. Gene Ontology annotation, cellular component: plasma membrane. The transcript has a single exon. Bases 1 to 1026 code for a protein of 341 amino acids. Gene Ontology annotation, molecular function: hydrolase activity, hydrolyzing O-glycosyl compounds. The record is from RefSeq and is a predicted model, not a curated record.
AUGGCAUUAGUCAAUAUUUUUCUCAUGCUACUGUUGUUCGCGUUUGUUCACCACCAAAUCACGACCACGGAGGCGCGGCUUGACGUCGGCGUGUGCUACGGGAUGAUCGGGGACAACCUCCCUUCUCCAGCAGCUGUGGUCAAACUCUACCGGCGCUACGGCAUCGGGAAGCUGCGGCUCUUCGAUCCUAACCCUGCUGCACUUGCUGCGCUGAGAGGCAGCGAGAUAGAGGUCACUUUGGGCACCAAGAAUGAGGAUUUACAAAGCAUCGCGUUGAGCGUCGAUGCGGCUAAGACAUGGUUUGACGCCAACGUGCAACCGUACACAAGUGAUGUCAAAAUUACGUUUCUUUCUGCCGGUAACGAAGUGGUCCCCGGAAAUUUAGCUCAGUUUGUACUUCCUGCUAUGCGGAAUCUGCAGAGUGUCGUUAAGGGCUAUGGCUACAGUGGUAUGCGGAUCACCACUGUGGUCGCAACUUCAACCUUAGGGACUUCUUACCCGCCGUCAAACUCCACUUUCUCUAAUGCGGCUCGUGCCGACAUGGUCGGAAUCAUAAAAUUUUUGUCGAGCAGUGGCUCGCCAUUGAUGAUUAAUGUUUAUCCGUACUUUGCAUACGCCUCUGAUCCAGUCAAUGUGAGAUUGGAUUACGCUCAAUUCACUGCGAAUGGCUCGGUGGUUCAGGAUGGCACCUUGAGUUACUCGAACUUGCUCGAUGCUGUAGUCGACGCCUUUUAUUGGGCGAUGGAAAAGGAAGGUGUGACCAGUGUGGACUUGGUGGUUUCUGAGAGCGGCUGGCCUUCAGCCGGAAAUGGUUACAUCACCAGUGUAGAGCUUGCACAAAUUUAUAACCAGAACCUUGUGAAGAGGUUUCAGGCCAAUGCCGGGACGCCUAAGCAUCCGGACCGUAGCUUGGGCGGCUUCAUCUUCGCGAUGUUCAAUGAAAAUCAGAAACCUGCCGGCAUCGAGCGAAAUUUCAGGCUAUUCUAUCCCGACGGAACACCGGUUUACCGCAUGUAUUUUAAUUAA